GAUACAGUUUCAGUCUCAUCCAAAAGCUGAGCUGCCUGUCAUGGAUCCAGUAGGUGAUCUGGAUUCAAGACAGCAAGCUCUCAAACCUAUUCAAACAAAGAGAUCAGGGGCAAGAGAAGUAGGAGAUGGCAAAAAACCCGAGGAUAUCAAAGAAGAAGAAGGAGAAGCUUUGAGUCCAGUUGGUCGAAUUUUUCAUGAAACUUGCUUCAAUGUCUAUGUCAUAGCCAUUGCUGGGUGCAAAACCAGAAUCAAUGUUGAUGUUGUUAAAGCCAGUUUGGAGCACAGUCUGCUUAAGCACCCUCGUUUCUCUAGCUUGCAGGUGAAGGACGUGAAAAAGGAUGGAGGGAUGAAAUGGGUUCCAACAAAGGUGGACUUGGACAAGCACAUAAUAAUACCAAGCCUCCACCACACCAUUUCUUCACCAGACAAGAUGGUGGAAGACUACAUCUCCAAUCUCAGUAAAACCUACAUAGACUACUCUAAGCCUCUUUGGGAGCUCCAUAUUCUCAACAUUAAGACCUCGGAUGCCGAGUCUGUCGCCGUUUUCCGAAUCCAUCAUUCCCUGGGUGACGGCAUGUCCCUCAUGUCUCUUGUCCUUGCUUGCUCCCGUCAAAUCUCCAACCCGAAAGCUCUCCCAACUUUGCCAGCGAAAAAGACUUCGAAUCCUGAUCCGGUAAAGUCCGGCAGGAUUUGGUGGACAAUUCGACUGGUUUGGAAUACUAUUAUAGAUGUUUUGAUGUUUCUUGCUACAACUCUCUUCUUAAAGGAUACCAUGACACCACUCAGCAAUGGUUGGAAAAAGGGAGGUGGGCAUGUGCCAAGGAGGUUUGUUUACCGAACCGUUAGUCUUGAUGAUAUUAAACAAAUCAAGAAUGGGAUGAAAACAACUAUUAACGAUGUUGUAAUGGGAGUGUCAUUGGCUGGUCUUUCCCGAUAUCUCAAUAGAAGAUAUGGUGAGACCAAGGAAGAUAAAGGAGCCACCCAAAAGAAAAAUAAUCUUCCGAAGAAUAUUCGCCUGAGGGCAACUCUUAUGAUGAAUAUAAGACCAUCACCAGGGCUUCAUGCUUUAGCGGAGAUGAUGGAGAAGGGGUCUAAAGCGAAAUGGGGAAAUUGGAUUGGAUCUGUGCUCCUCCCUUUUGCCAUUACCUUAUAUAAUGACCCUUUAGACUAUGUUCGUCAAACUAGAGCCACAAUCGAUCGAAAGAAGCAUUCUCAUGAAGCUAUAUUUACAUGUUUCAUUAUUAAGACAGUUCUCAAAUUAUUUGGUGCUAAGGCUGCAGCAUUUUUAUACCAUAGAAUUAUGAAUCACACGACAAUGUGCUUCUCAAAUGUGGUUGGACCUAUGGAAGAAAUCGGUUUUUAUGGCCAUCCAAUGGCUUUCCUUGCUCCAGGCAUUUACGGCCAACCACAAGGAUUGUCGAUUCAUUUCCAAAGUUACAUCAAUAAAAUGACAUUUGCUCUUUCAGUUGAUGAAGAAAUAAUUCCUGAUCCUAAUCGAUUAUGUGAUGAUCUUGAAGAGUCACUCAAGUUUAUCAAGGAUGCUGUCAUUGCAAGAGGUCUUGUCUAGAAAAAUUCCAUAAAAUAAGAAGAUUAUUACAUGUUACAUCCAUACAUGAACUAUGGAGAUUUAUGCUUUUAUGGUCAUUUGUGGUUUUCACCGUAUGUGUUUUAUAAAUCUAAAGUGAAAUGUUUUACUUUCGAAUAAAUUUUGAGCUUUAUAAUGUUAUAUAUAUGUCACAUGCAUGUAUGCUUGGAAAUUUUUAUAUGAGAAUAAGAUGUGGGUAA
This is a messenger RNA of Vitis riparia (riverbank grape), 1785 nucleotides long. Its product is annotated as O-acyltransferase WSD1-like. The transcript has 7 exons. Gene Ontology annotation, molecular function: diacylglycerol O-acyltransferase activity; long-chain-alcohol O-fatty-acyltransferase activity. Gene Ontology annotation, cellular component: plasma membrane. The coding region runs from base 41 to 1567 and encodes 508 amino acids. Lineage: Eukaryota; Viridiplantae; Streptophyta; Magnoliopsida; Vitales; Vitaceae. The record is from RefSeq and is a predicted model, not a curated record. Gene Ontology annotation, biological process: triglyceride biosynthetic process.